Messenger RNA from Talaromyces atroroseus, 1200 nucleotides. RefSeq lists its product as hypothetical. Gene Ontology annotation, cellular component: membrane. The transcript is spliced from 3 exons. Bases 1 to 1200 code for a protein of 399 amino acids. The record is from RefSeq and is a predicted model, not a curated record. Gene Ontology annotation, molecular function: metal ion transmembrane transporter activity. Gene Ontology annotation, biological process: zinc ion transport; transmembrane transport. Lineage: Eukaryota; Fungi; Ascomycota; Eurotiomycetes; Eurotiales; Trichocomaceae.
AUGGAAGGCCUCUUCACUCUGCUCAUCUUGAGCAUGGUGAUGGCUGUGACAUCCUUCAUUGUCGGUGCCUUGCCGCUCAGUUUUACAUUAUCCCCGUCGCAGUCACGAUUCAUCUCGUCCUUGGGAAUGGGGGUGCUUGUCGGCACAGCACUCGUCAUUAUCAUCCCCGAAGGCGUGGAAACACUAUACAGCUCUCAGAACUACGGCUCGCAGGCGAGCCUUCAAACGCGUGAGCUGAACUUAAGAUGGCAGCACCAAAACACCCCGGCUGCUGCUAUUCUCCCGAAAGCCGUUCCAGAAAUCGAUGCCCUGCCUGGCCCUGUCAUCACCGAUAUUCUGCCGGAAGACUCAAGCGCGGGCGGUGCAGCAACAGAACCACCCAGAACUCCAACAAAGCCGGGAGAAGUCCAUGCGCUGGAUGUCGAUGGAGACACUACCGACUCUCACGAGCAUGACGACGAGAACAGCGCGCUUCAUGCGUGGAUUGGCAUAUCCCUUGUGAGCGGCUUCAUUCUUAUGUAUUUGAUAGACAAAUUGCCCACUCUUUCCACCCCACCGAAAACAAGACGGCCGCCGUAUCAUAUUUCGCUGGACAACUUGGGGGGAUCUGGUUUGCGGAGGAACUCUUCUUCAAGUCGGGAAGGAGGCGGCCUACUCGAGCAGGAUGGCCAUGCUCCCCGUGCCCAUAGUUUCGCCAUGACUACGGGUCUGGUAAUCCAUGCCGCUGCAGAUGGUAUCGCUCUGGGGGCUUCUGGGUCCGAUUCCAGCUUGAGCUUCAUCAUAUUUCUCGCGCUCCUUGUCCAUAAAGCGCCGGCUGCAUUCGGCUUGACGUCAGUGCUACUUAAGCAGGGACUGUCCAGUCGAGCAGCUGGUCGCCAUCUGCUAGUUUUCAGUCUGGCUGCGCCGGCUGGAGCUAUUCUGACUUUUAUUCUUGUGCACACUCUCGGAUCGGGCUUCGGAAGCGACGAGGCGUCGACUCGCUGGCGCACCGGCGUCUUGCUUUUGUUUUCGGCUGGCACAUUCCUGUACGUAGCGAUGCACACCAUACAGGACUCGUCAUCUCGCGACCAUGCCUCUCAUACAAACGGCUACGCGGACUCCCGGGACUCUCAGAAGCCGAAAGGCUCAGUUCAGGAUUUGGCGGUUUCGAUCGUCGGCAUGAUUCUACCAUUGUUCUUGCAGAUUGGGCAUGCACAUUAA